AUUCCACCAUAGGGAAAAGAAAUAAAUUUCAACUUCAAGGGAAGCAAAGGUAUAACUGUUCUUUGCACAUGUCUUUCAGUUAUCUGACUUUUAUUAAUCGAAAUAAAUUCCCUACCGAAUUUAGGGGGGGGGGGGGGAAAUGAACGAACGAGAUCGAUCCGAUUGACAAUAAUUUUAAUUUCUCGCUCGGGUAGUAGCUGUAAUAUUUAUGAACCGCGGUAGAUAAUUAAACGUGUGGAAAGUCGAUUUAAUUUGAUCGAUAAGUUUUUUCCCUUUUUUUACGAACGUUCGUCGCCGACGACCCGCACAUUUCUACUAGUUGUACACUCCCCCAUGACGACAACGACGACGAGUGAAUUCGUAGAUCGUAGAGCGUAUGAAAAAAAAAAGGAGAGAAGGAAAGAAGAGCAAAAAAGUAGAAACUGGGUCAAUGUCAUCGUUCUUUUUUAAUUUUCUUUACUUUUUUUCAAUAGGCAAGCUGCGUAUGUGUCUACCUGCAUUUCGUUAACUUGAAUAACUGCACUUUAAUGUGUUAUUUCUGAUUAAAGUGUAUCACGCUCUGGUGGUCUGCACGGUGGCCUGCAAAACCCAUCAAAAGACAGAGAAGAGGGUAUUAUGUUGUACGUAUGUACGUACAGACUCAAACCGUGUCUGGUAUUCAUUUUUACGAGGGCAGGAUUGACCUGGUCAAGUGUACGUGCUCCUCAGCGUAGUAAAUCGAUUGAUCUACAAAUGCGGAUUGAAACAUUCAUCCACAUCGGGUCUUCAGGGGAAAUUAUUCACCCUUUUUACCUAGAUAAUACGCUACACGUAUUUAUUUAUGAUCGAUGAAUUAUUAGAAAUAUUAUGUAACCAUUCUUAGAUGUACCGUAUACGGUAUAAUAUAAUUUCGCGAGAUUUUUUUGUCUUUUGUCACCUUGUACGAUGCAAAAUAUCCCAACAGCUGACGGGGUAUCCGUUCGUAUUGCCGCAUCACUCUCUCAGGUGACGGGAUUAUUAUUAUCCCUGUUAUUUUUGAUUAAUUUUUUUUUUUUUUUUUUCUUUUUCAUCUAAUUGCCGUUUCUUUCGGCUUCAUGCAUUAGAUGGGGAGAAUUCGCACUUGACAGCGUUGCCAAUUUUAUAAAUCGAAGACAGGUUUUCCGUUAUACUAGUAUACGUACGUAACAUAUACAUAGCUCGUGCCAUAGCCAAUGGUCAGACAGAUUUUACAGCUCGUUUUAGUAGAUUUUUUUUAUUUAUUUUUAUACCAAUUUUUUUGUUCAAUUUUCAGCAAAUCUGCGACGUUUUUUAGGAUCUAUCUUUUUUUUUUUUACAUAUACAUAUCACAUUCAUAGAUCCAUGAACUUUCAGAGAAAUUGAAAUAUAGAUGAAGGUAUGUGAAUUACGUAAUAAAAUAUGAUAAUUCGUAUAAAAAUGCAGUUCAUACCGCAGGUUUAUAGGAAUUGCAGUGGGGAACAAAUUACAAAAAAAUCUAACGGAAGCUUUAUUAUAGAACGGUCGGUCAAUAUAAGAAAAAGGAAGAAUGGGAUGGAGAAAACAAAAAAAAACUUCAUAUAAUAUGCACCGGCCUCAUAAUGCAGUAGCAAUUUUAUAUUUUAAUUUAUCCACGUGCGGCGUAUUAUCAUCAUGGUUUUAUCGCGUAAUACGUAUACCUGUGUGGAAUUUAAUUACUCCCACGUUUGCGCGGUAUCUAAUGUGUACGAUAAUUAUAUCCUACGCCCGUACCGAAUUAUUUAUAAUAAUGCAUAAUAAUUUAAUCGCCCUCCUCACCCACCCCGUAUGCAACAGUACAACCAUCGUUACAACCGUUAUAUAGAAUUAUGUGUAUAUUUAUGAAAUUAAAUAUUACGCCUCGUCAUUAGUAUAUCAAGUGAACGAUACAACGCUGAAAAUUUUGCGGAGAAUUGUCUUCUCUUUUUUGUUUUUUCCUCCAAAAAUCGUCAUCGGAAUCAAUCGAAAUGGUCGGAGUUUUUUUCAUUCGAAAAAAUUGUUGCAACGAAAAAAUGAAUGGAUAAAAUAUAACGGAAAAUCGAAAGGUAUGGGGGGAAAAAUUUGUGAUAAGGGUCUUUGAAAUCGAUUCAGUUGACGUGAAGUGCACCAUAGUGUAAUAGAUGUGUACGAUAAUUACGUACCUAUUACUCUGCGUGCAUUUCACCGAGAGGCUGUAGCGUUACGGACGACAGAUAAAAUUAAUGGGAAUGAUGAUGAUGAUGAUGAUGAUGGUGAUGAACGGCUAUCGCGCGCGAGCUAAACUGAGCAGAACUGCGGGCGCGCGCCUUAAGAGUAAAAUUUUUGCCUCCGUGUUUCGUAGUAAUUCUCGCUUCACAAAUGUGACGAUGCACAUCCUGCGACGCAUCCCGUUCGUCACAAAUGGAUGAAAUAAGAAAAAAAAAAUAAAAAUAAAUAAAAGAAAUAACGAAAAAGAUACGAGCAAUAAAUGAUGCACUUUAGAGACACUCGAUACGGGGAGCGAUGAUUUUAAACGUCUUCGCGUAUCUGCAGGAGGAAAAAAAGUUUCUCGUAUUCAAAUUUUUUGGGGCACGGGGUUACGGGCAUUAACGGAUUAAACCGGGGGCGUCGGUUAAUGUUAAUGGAUUUUGUAUAGCUCGCAUCAAUGUUCGAGGUGUUGAAAAUUUUCUGUCCAAAAUGCUCCUCUUAUGUUUUAUGCUAAUAUCGAAAUAAGUUCGUACGCUGAAUAUAAAACGAAAGGGGUAGAGUAAGAGGUGAUGUGUCCGAGUGGAGGACUGAUACGUUUGAUUCUUCAUAUCUAGAGCCUUAAAAAAUGAAAGAGGGAAUAAUGGAGGACGUUGUAAACAUUCUGUACGUGCUCAGCAACCGAUGUAGCGUCUCCGACCACUUGAUAUCGAAAAUAAUAAAACAAAUAAACAAUGAAAGCGAGUGACCCCAAAUGAUUCUUCUACUCCCAUACAAAAAUUAUUGCACCGAUUUAUACAGGCCGGACGUAUAAAAGGUAAAUUUGGAACCAACGAUCGAUCAGUCGAAACGGAACUUUUAUAAGAAAAUCAAGUGGCUCUAAUCGGAGUUUUACUAUGCGGCUGAUCCUGUCCGUUGUGAUAUUUAAUUUCCUCGUAUUCGAUUCGCGUUCCUUUGUACUUGGAUUAAACGGUCGUUUGAACCCGGAGGAUCCUGUUUUAAUAAAUUUCAGAAAAUUAGAUAAUUCGACGAGAAUGAGACAGAAGAAUUAUUUACCUCCGGAUACAACGACGGAGAAGUUUUUACCGGAAGUUAUCGACGGCAAAUCGUCUCCUCAAAAUCUUCAAAUUUCAUCGGGCUCUAAUUCUGUCGUGAUAGACAGCGUUACAAAAAUCGAUUUGACGAAACCUCUGACCACCUCCAAUGACGAUUUUCAAGGACAGUUGCUUCAAGAUCGGGAUAGAGACGGCAGACAUUUUAUUUAUCCGAUAAUUCCCGGAAGAUACUCGGGAUCGAGAUCGGCGACGAUUCCAAAAAGCACUCCGAAAUCGCAAGGAUCCGAAGUCGGUUUGAGUUCCGAUGCCAUUAGGGUGAACGAAAUGUCCUGCCGUUACUCCGAACAGGACAUUUAUUUCCGGGCGUCGCUGGUACCUUUCAGAAAAUCGGAUCAUCCUGUGGUGGAAAAUGUUAAAAAUGAAGCCUGCAGGAUCGUCAAGGUCAAGGCUGAGUACCGGCUAAAAUUUGAGAAGGAUAAUUUCUGGGCAUGCGGUGUAACGGAUUGCUCGACCGAAGCCGGAACGUUCUUUUGCUUGACGAUUCGAUUCCCUACAAUAUCCGGACUGAGAUUGAAGGAUGAUAAUACAAUCACUUUGCAGUGCAGGACUCAAGAUAAAACAGCAUCUCGAACUACGCAAAUUAACGUGAAGACGCUAAACACAGCCGCGAGAAUGGCACCCAGAGUUGCGGCUGGCGGUUUAAAAAACGCUUUUCAAACGGACGUUGGACUUUUCAGAAAAUCAUACGGUUCCGAAAACUUGUUUGAUCAAAAAAUCAAUCCAGGCGGCACGGUGGUACUCGGAGAAGAAAUUCUGCUCAGGGCUCUCGUCAGGGAUGGAGACGGCUGGAAGUACUCCAGGAUUGGGGAAGUCAAUGUCCAGUACAUCGAGACUCGUUUACAACCUCGAGUGAUGAAUAGUUUAUGGAUUUUGGAUUCAGAGGGUUGUAGGAACCCUGAGAUCCCGGAAAUUUGUCCUAACGAUCAGUACAGGGUCGCUCCGCUUGAAAGUUAUUUAAUUUUCGAAGCCUUUAUGUUUGAAAAUAUGAAGGAGACCGAUGAAAUGAUUCUCAGUAUCAAGGUCACCGGAUGCCUCGAGGGUCAAGACUGUGGUAUAAACUGUCCUAAGGAUCAUCUCAGACGAUCAAGGAGUAUCGUUGACCAUCAGGAAAAAUUAAAGGCCAAUGUCACCGACUGGAGAAGAGAUUUCGCUUUUAAGGUAGUCAGAAAAUCGGCGAAAGCAGAAACUUCAGCGUCGAAUGAGGGGAUCGAAGAUUUGAGAAAUGUACUUCCUUAUUUCCUCACACUCUUUGUUCUGGUCAUCAGUGUCUGUCUACUUUGUAUGAUGAAGAAUUUGCUGAAGCAGAGAAAUUCAUUAGGAAAAUGA
Athalia rosae (coleseed sawfly) is the source of this 4595-nucleotide messenger RNA. RefSeq lists its product as uncharacterized. The record is from RefSeq and is a predicted model, not a curated record. Lineage: Eukaryota; Metazoa; Arthropoda; Insecta; Hymenoptera; Athaliidae. The transcript has 4 exons. The coding region runs from base 3051 to 4595 and encodes 514 amino acids.